UCACAACGCACUUUCUCUUCCUCUCUCCUCCUACCAAGAAAUCAUCGUCUUCUUCUUCAUCUAUUAGGAUCGAUCCGGCUUGAGAUUUAUUACAAUUUGCUCCAAGAUUCAGAAAAUUUCGUGGGCAAAAGAUGGACGCUGAUUCCAAGAGAUUUCUAGCUACGCUUCGAUCCCGAUCUGAAAUGUUAAUGGGCUUUGAAGAAAUAGAUGGAGAUGAUGAUUUCCAGGAGGAGUUUGCUUGCCCGUUCUGUGCAGAAUCGUAUGAUAUCAUCGGUUUGUGUUGUCACAUAGAUGAUGAACAUACUUUAGAGUCAAAGAACGCGGUGUGCCCUGUUUGCUCUCUAAAAGUGGGAGUUGAUAUCGUAGCGCACAUAACGCUUCACCAUGGGAGUUUAUUUAAUUUGCAGCGAAAGAGAAAGUCACGGAAAAGUGGUACCAAUUCGACACUUUCACUUCUUCGGAAAGAGCUAAGAGAAGGAGAUCUACAGAGGUUGUUAGGAUUUACUUCUCGAAAUGGUUCUGUUGCAUCAAGUGGAACUCCCGAUCCUCUCCUGUCGUCAUUUAUCUCACCUACACGAUCACAGAGUUCUCCUGUGACACGCGAAACCAAAAAAGUAUCCGAGGAGAAACAGAUAGAGCGCAAGAGACAAGUGUGCAUCUCACCGGUCUCAUCAAAAGAUCGGGAAGAGAGGAGGCAAAAAUCAGAGUUUGUUCAGAGGCUCUUGUCAUCAGCCAUUUUCGAUAUGGUCUAAUCAAAUCAAACACAACGAUCGAGAACACAAAGGAAGUAAAUCUACAGAUUCAGACUUCAGAGAAUCUGGUAAAUAUGAAGCUCUGUUACUUGUGUAGCAGAACCCACAGACACAUUUUCAUCGGAAUCUUGAUUCAACUGUGUGUAGGUUUCGAGAAAAAACAAUGGUUGGGAUGAGAAGAAGACGGAGAAGAGCGAGAUGCAGCUAUGUUAUCUAUAUCUAUAUCUAUCUAUGUAUUGUGUAUGUUUUUAAGUAUAACCAGAAGAAGAUGCUACUGAAUACAUUGCGUAGAAUUGUGUUUUCUUAUGUUUAUUAAGCCAUUGAAAAAUAAGAUAGAGGAAGAAGAAUAAGUCCUCUUGUCUGUAGCAUAAACCCAAUUGGUUUUCUUGUGUUGUGUGUGUUAUGAAAUAAAAAAUGUUCACUCUUGUAAGCUA
Arabidopsis lyrata subsp. lyrata is the source of this 1186-nucleotide messenger RNA. RefSeq names its product protein DEHYDRATION-INDUCED 19. The record is from RefSeq and is a predicted model, not a curated record. The coding region runs from base 132 to 752 and encodes 206 amino acids. Lineage: Eukaryota; Viridiplantae; Streptophyta; Magnoliopsida; Brassicales; Brassicaceae. The transcript has 5 exons.